Macrobrachium nipponense is the source of this 1730-nucleotide messenger RNA. Its product is annotated as DNA replication complex GINS protein PSF1-like. Gene Ontology annotation, cellular component: GINS complex. NCBI's taxonomy places the organism in Eukaryota, Metazoa, Arthropoda, Malacostraca, Decapoda, Palaemonidae. Gene Ontology annotation, biological process: DNA strand elongation involved in mitotic DNA replication; DNA replication. The record is from RefSeq and is a predicted model, not a curated record. The transcript is spliced from 5 exons. Bases 615 to 1103 code for a protein of 162 amino acids.
AACUUUGUGUUAGACUGACCGUCACGUCUACGACUUGGAAAGUUCCUCGGUUCAGUUCAGUAACGAAGUUCUACACGAGCGUCUAUUUAAACGCAUAUUUAAAAUACGAACUCAAAAUAUUAAUUCUGGUUAAAAUUAAAUUUUAAACAAUCUAUUAAAUGAGUUAAAUAUGAGCAUUUUAAAUAAAAAAGCAAAUUAUUCAGCGAAUUCCGGUCUUGUUGGACCAACGGUCUGGUCCAGUUCAGUGACGACGUCCAACAGAUGACGAUCUAUUUUAGACGUAUUUUUCAAACAAGAACGCAAAAUAUUCAAUUUGAAUGAUAAAAUUGCGUAAAUAAUAAUUACUAAAAUAACUUAGACGCAUAAAUUUUAUAUAAAAUGGCAAUAAUUCGGCGAAAGAAGCCCUUUUAUCGGAGGCGCUUUGUAGGGAACGCGACCCCCAAACACAAACGUCAAACGGAAUCCAAACUGUAAACAAAGACUCAUGUUGAUAAUUCCCAAUUAUCCUUCUUGAUUCUUAUUUCGAGUUAAUUACGGGGUUAUUAUCGGCUCUGGAGGUUAAUUGCUAUCAUUAUUUGAUUAAUUACAGAACGUUUACUUUGAAAUAAGCGGAAAUGUUGGCUGAUAAGGCGCUGGAGCUCCUUAGGGAACUGGAGCGGAGCAAAGAUGGACACAUGCCCACUUUUAACGAAGACCACAUACGACUGGUCCUGGAGGAGAUGAACGUUCUCUUUGAACAGAAUCAGCAAGAUGUGUACCACAGAUUAGAGCGAAUUCGUGACAUGAGAUGGGAGUUUGGGAGCAUCCUCCCGACCAACAUUCGAGCGACCUUGUGUGAACCGGAAAUUCAGUGGUUUAAUAAAUACAACAAAAAUCUAGCAAGUUACAUGAGGUCCCUUGGGGAAGGUUGCGGAUUAGACCUCACUCAAGACAUUAAGCCUCCAAAGAAUUUAUACAUUGAGGUCCGGUGUCUCCAGGAUUACGGAGAAUUUGAAAUCGAGGAAGGGGAUACAGUGGUCUUACAGAAAAACACAACACACUAUCUGCUAAUGGCUCACUGUCAGCAUCUCAUACGACAGGGUAUUCUGGAACACGUGGAGUGAACGUCUUGUGUAACUGCUUUAAUAGAAAUGUCAAAGUUCUUUCAAAGGCGAGUUUGGUUGAACAAAUCCACAGUUAUGUCUGGAUACAAAUUAUUUAAAACUAAAUCUCUACAGAGAGCUUUUGGGAAUCUGUGUUAUUUCCCUUUUCAGCCGAGAUUGUAAAGGGGAAUCCACCAUUAACCGAAACUCAGCGAUUUAUGGUGCGAUAACCAGUUAAUGGUGCCUCUGUUAGGUAUGUUAUGGCGCCAUAAAUUGCCAAUUUUAUGGCGCUAGACAAGCGCCAUACAACUGGAUCACCAUUAACCGAGUCCACUGAUAACCGGCGACUGCCUGUAUAUUUGUACCCAGACCAGGGUGGAUUUAUUUCUCCAUUUCAAGACUCAUGAUAAUAUGUAUGAUUAUUUUGUAAUGAUGGGUUUGUUUUACAAAAUAUAUUUUUCUAAACUUUUGAAAUUUAGGUUUCUCAAACUAUGGUUAAGUUUUUAAAGUUUCAUAAGGGACCAAUUAUGCAAAAAAUGGGGUUAUUCAUUCUGCAAGUACUUUGUGAUUCUGAUAAGAUGAAAAGUAUUGAACAUCUGUGAUAAGUUUUUAACAUUUGUACCAUUCGUAAUAAAAUUUUAGCAAUGG